Messenger RNA from Limanda limanda (common dab), 5148 nucleotides. RefSeq names its product regulator of G protein signaling 17 (gene rgs17). The record is from RefSeq and is a predicted model, not a curated record. Lineage: Eukaryota; Metazoa; Chordata; Actinopteri; Pleuronectiformes; Pleuronectidae. The coding region runs from base 536 to 1165 and encodes 209 amino acids. The transcript is spliced from 6 exons.
UCGGCGGCGUUCGGUGCUGAAGUGGGGCGGAUGGCAGGAAAAACGGCGGCGAUGGACUCUUCUCCGCGGGAUUCCCGUGUGCGAUGCCGCUGACCGGACACCGGGACGUCGCGCGUUCGCUCCCGUCGCCCUCGGACACUGACAGCCCGGCGCGAAGCGAUGCUGUACUUUAAUUGCUCCCUCUACUCCCAAGUCCAUAAAUGACCCUUUCACCGACAUCCGAGGAAGCCUAGGAGGCGACGUCGAGCGAAAAAACUAACGUAGGCGGGUGAAAUAAGGAAACAAGGAGAGGAAGUUCUCCCGCUUCGCCUCAGCUUUCGUGUCCGUGGCCGUCGGUCAGGGAUGGUGAGACCACUAACUUCUCUUCUCUGUGGUGAAAAGAACCUCCUUGCUCUGCCCCAAACCUGCAGCGAGCCAAUCGGCCGGUGUGUCGGCCGAACCGACGCCCAGACAGACCGGCCUGCCAUCGUCCAGCAACCUAUUACCUCACGCCAUGAUUGCUCUGUCUGACCUGUUUUUAGAACCUCAGUAAUUCAUGCCCCGAAGUGUGAGCGGAGUGGAGAUGAGAAAAAGGCAGGCGGCUCACAUCGAGGCCCCCCCGCAGGCCCCUGGACAGCCCCGACCCAACACCUGCUGUCUCUGCUGGUGCGGCUGCUGCAAGUGUCUCUGGAAUGAGGACAGGCUGGAGAGGAGUGAGCGACAGACCUGCACCAAGAUGGACAGUAUCGAAGCUGAAGAUGAUCAAUGCCCCAGUCUGGAGGAGCUGCUGUCGUGGGCCCGGAGCUUCGAGAUGAUGCUGCGCUCCUUGGAGGGCCGGGAGGUCUUCCAGGAGUUCCUGCGCUCGGAGUACAGUGAGGACAACCUGCUCUUCUGGUUGGCCUGUGAGGAGCUGAAGAAGGAGACCAAUCCCACCGUGGUGGACGAGAAGGCCAGGAUUAUCUACGAAGACUACGUGUCCAUAUUAUCGCCCAAAGAGGUGAGUCUGGACUCCCGGGUCAGAGAAGGAAUAAACCAGAGUCUGGCUGAGCCCAGCAACCUGAUCUACGAGGAGGCCCAGCUCCAGAUCUACACCCUGAUGCACCGCGACUCCUUUCCCCGUUUCCUCAACUCCUCCGUUUACAGAGACCUCCUGGCCAACAGGAGGCGCACCUGCCUCGACCCCUAGACCCCCUUCACUCCUCCCUCAUUGCCAUCGUACACCAACGAGACUACUACUUAAACUUCAAAUACUACUAUGGUGCCAGAAAUCGGGUUUGGAAAAAAUCUCUCCCUUUUUUGAUUGAAAAGACUGAAUGACGUCCAAGAUAGCUGGUUGUGUUUUUUUUUUUUUUAUUUAUAUUUUUUAAGCAAUUUAUAUCCAGUUCCUCACUGGAGCCAGGUCGGCCUUUGCUGGUUGGUUACUGGUCAAUUCAAGAUCUUUAAUGCUUGCCAGUGAUUGUUUCGCUCGCAGUUUGUGCUGUUUGUUUCGGUAGACGGUGGCCGACCCACGUGGGUUGAAACGUGGCCGACCCGUUGGCCAGCCGUCGCUCACCUGUGGACGAGGACUCCUCGGGCGGCGGGGACAGAAAAAGAGAGAGAGAGAUGAAAAAAAAGGACAAGCCAACUGUUCCUGUACUGUAAUAUUUAGAACUCAUGCUUUCUACCCGCACUUCUAAAGUUCUCUCUCUUUACUCAUUCUCUUUCAUGUUUUUAUUGUGUUCUUUCUAACUCUGUCCCAUUCCUCAGACAUGUUUUGAUUUUGACUUGUUUUUGAUUUUUUUUCUGUACUAUCCAAACAUGACACCUAGUUGUUGGUGGGAGCUGGAGAGUGAGUUUUCUGCCCAUUUAACCAGUAGAAGCACUGGCUCUGCAUGUGACUCUCUCUCUCGACAGUAGCUUGACCAUGUAAGCCGCGGACUGCAACUGUUUUUGAAUAUUGAGAUGUAUUAAGACGGGGACCUGUCUCUGUCUGGUUGUUUUUGUUCAGUGAAGGGAAGUACACUUCUGCCCAUGUUAGGCUUACUGCCGUUUCGUUGAUGAGGAGAUUUAAUGGCUUCUGCGGCAGAGGCAGCGGCAAAAGCACCUACCCACCCAUCCAUCCAUCCAACUAUCCAUCCAUCCAUCCACCCAUCGAUCCAUCUGUGCAUCCAUCCAUUUAUCCGUCCGUCCAGGCACUUUCCUUCUUUAGGAUUCUUUAACUGGGAGAAGUAAGGGCUAGAAUUGUGGUUGGGCAGCUACAUGUGUUAUUACUACUCAUGAACUUUAGACAAAAAAAAAAAUCUCUUCACUGAGAAAAUCACAAUGCCUUUUACAUGUGAGGAAAAAGGCAGCACAAGCGCUGCUGGAGUUUUGCUGGAAAGCAACCACAGUUUGUCCAACGAUCCCUACCUCCCAUCCUGUUUUCCCCUCCCCCCCCUUCCUCCCUCCAACUCAGACCAUCACAGCCUGACAAGCACAGGUACCCAAUGUGGGGGUGGGAAACCCCCCCAGCACUGGAUAACAUAAACAGACCCCCACAUUGACUCCAAAAAGUCAUUUGCAUUUUGAAACAUCACGAGCAGAAGAGAAGGGUUUUACUCUCUAGUGUUUCACCUGGAUUUGAGUAUUUUUGAGAAGAUGCAGCACCGAUGUGAAGGGUCCUCGGGCCCCGACCUUGUCUGUAAGGCUCUUGCUUCAGAAGCUGGUGGUAAUAUGAUAGUCGUCGAAGUUGAACGUCCAAUAUCUCAGAGCAGAUACGAGAACCAGGUGCCAAACAUGAUGUCAAAGAUGCUGUGAGGAGAUAUCAGGUGUGACAGGCUGUUCGGGUCGCGCGUCCGAUUGUCCAGCACAUGGAGUGAAUGGUUCUCCUUCAGUUAGCUGCUGCCCAUUUAAGACACUUCUGAUUUGUUUGUUUUUUACCAGAGCUAAUGAAAAUGCUAACAUGCCAGCCUGUCUUGUCUUCAGAAGGCUAACUAGGUGUCAGCAUGCUGUAGGCAAGCAGUUAGCAUGCUUGUGCCAUGCUAAUCGUCCAUCUCACUGCCAGCCCUCACACACACACUCCGGUUUGUCACUUCUAAUCCGACUUUGACAGCAUGCGAUGAUAACAGCUAAUGUGUGUGUGUGUGUGUAUGGAAAAGUAACACACUUAACAGGAAAAAUAAAAUAGAAAAAAAAACUUUAAGGGGGUCUUGCCAAAUGUCCCAUUAACAUUUUAAUUCUACAAAAGGACAUUUCGUUUUUUGACGAUGUGAACAUUUGAACAUGAACUUUGUUUCUGGCCUGUGGACGUGCAGUAGAAAGUGCAUGAGUGCAGUGUAUGCUAUUUUUUCAAAUUAACUGGGGCCUCCAAGUGUUUUCUUCACGCCACGCGAUGGAUAACCGUCUCGGUUCAGUGGUUAGUGCAGUCUUAAUAAAGUGUCAAUUGAACAGUGCCACUCCUCACUGAUAAAUGUAGGCAUCCAUGUUGCCACCACCUGUAACUACCUGAAGUUCACGUGCCAAGUUUGAUCUAAAUUCAAUUCAACAGUCGACAACAGGAUGUCGAUUGAAGACGGUUGAAGUGCAAUUGGAUGUUUAGUAGUUUUAACGAUGAUAGAUUAUUGUCUAUUUGAAGCUGUGUCCUAUUAUGUUAGAUUGGUUUUGAAUCAUCUAAUAAAUUUCUACCAUUAACACCUUUUUCUGUAUCCUGAUACUGGGAAAAGCUUUAAUUCCACCGAUGGAGAAUUCAAACAUGUUUCUGCCUUUAGUAAGCAGAAACAGAUAACUCACUUUAAAAGUUUAGAGUCAAUGGAAUUAUGGGAAUUUGAGUUUUCCUCUAUUUAUUCACACACUCAUAUUAAUGAUGAAACUGCCAUUUCAAAACCAAGCUAACAUAUUUACAAAAUAAAAAAAGUGUCAAAUUGACACUGUAAAGUCCAGAAGUCUAAACCAAUAAUCACGUAACAGUUUUUGCGAUGUUCUUUAUUGAAAAUAUUAAAUAUUUAACCUUGGGCAAUACUCACAUUUCACUCUUCAUUAAUAUCCACAAGGGCUCGAUUGAAACUGCUUAGCUGCUUUACUGAAGAGCCGUGCAUGCAUGCGCCCAGUUGAUCGGAAGCAGAGGAAGACAGACUCGAUAACCAAUUCUGAAUCCAAAAGGAUCAUAUUCUACAUUUAGUCCCUGGAGCAAGUUUUAGUUUCCAGGAAACAUGAACAUCUUAGAUGAUUUGUAAUUUGGAUAUCCGAGUUAGUAGAAAACGCUCUCGCAGGCAGAUUUCUCCUGAGCACAGUUCAGCUUUGUUUUCUUGUCGCUGAGUCUAUACAGUGAUUCACAUGAGAAUGUUCCACCAAGAACCAGAUAAUGAACUCAUGGUGCAAUUAAACCAAGUUUACAUUUAUAAAUUGUGAGAUGUGUGUACCUUAAUAAAAUACUCAUAACAGCGGGGAGGUCAGUGUCCAUCAGAGCGGUCAGCAGAUCUCAGGCGAAUGGACAUGUCCACGAGAACCGGGAGAGUCUUUAGAGGGAGGACGGACGCAGCAGGAAACCCAGCGUCCCUGCUCACGUCCGUCCCUCUUAAUUUAUUGUGACUUUUACACGGUCGGGGAUGGGGGGGGGAAGAGGUCCACGGUUGUUUAUUUUUAAUAACUGAAUUUCAAAUGUGGAUUUUACAAGCAAUGAUGAUGAUGUGAAGUGAUGUGUCAUCGCUGGGUUUCAGAGUUUUGUCUUUAAAUUUCCACGGGUUCCAAUCGAGUGGGUUUUUUUGGAGACGUGGUUUUUGUUGACUUCAAAAAAAUAAGAUUGAGAGCUGAAGUGUCCUGAUGGGAUGGAAGAGGUUGGCGAAGCUUUGGCCUUACUGACACGUUUUUAUUUUUUUCCUUUGUAUAAAAAAACAACAAACGUCUCUGUAGGCUUUUCACUACCUCUCAUGUUGGUUAAUUUAUUUCACAUCUAGUUGUCAAUGUACAAGUUGUUUUUACAUCUACUUGAAGCCUAACACUGUAAACAAAAAUGUGCACAGAAAAAUGACUAUGUAUAUGACCAGAGGGGUUCAAGAGGGCGUGGCCUAGUCAACGUUAUUUUUUUUUUGGUUUGUAUGUAUGUUUGUUUUCAAUUGUUUGAGCUGAAAUAGAUUUUGCAUCUCUAUAAAGUAUUCAGGAAUCCACUGUCUAAGGGCUAAUCCCAUUUUUGCCUAUGCAAAUCUGUUACUGUGG